Molecule: messenger RNA, 878 nt
Organism: Boeremia exigua
Lineage: Eukaryota; Fungi; Ascomycota; Dothideomycetes; Pleosporales; Didymellaceae
Exons: 1
Coding region: 268-636 (122 amino acids)
Source: RefSeq, a predicted model, not a curated record
CGUACACGGCCGAUAUCGUCUAUGUCUAAACGACUCUCAGAUUUCCCAGAAACCAUGCCCCACGAUUUUUGUACAAACAGAUGAGUUCGAUAGCAUCUCUUGCCUUCCUCGCUAUAUGUGACGUCAUCCGCAAAUCGACAAUAUUCACAACAGGGCGUGCAUGUUGGAGCACCACAAUGCCGUGCAUCCCCUCUUCAGAGUACUGACAGCAGCAGAACUACUUUAAUGUGACACCUUCAUAGUCUUGUGACAGUCAAUCGCAAGGUCAUGUCGCCCAAGCACAUCGUUUCCGACACCCUUCUUGCACGAUCACUUCAACGACGUGAUCGCCUCACGGCUCGACUCCGCCCUCAAGCCUUACGAUGUCUCCACCGCCUUAAAGGCUAUGCGUGGCUCGAAAAUGCUGAGCGCGAAUAUACAUACAUUCCCCUCCUAGGCCAAUAUGUGCCCUUCGCACAAGUAUUUCAAGCGAUCAUCUUUCGAGACUUGCAUUUCGCUGGCGUGCCAGAGCCUAGAAGUGUAGCAAGUGAGAAGUAUGUGGAGUACUUCAUACAAGGGUACAGAAGUUGUACCGUCAGGUCUGGUGCUAAGGAGUGCAUCGUCGGUGACCGGGAGCGAGUGCAACGGUACUUUUAGAAUGAGUAUAUUGCUAUCGGAGAUGGAUACGUUUGCACUUGUGAUGAUAUUGGGGUCGGCAACCCGAGGUUAGAGCUUACGAGCAGGUCAAAAAGAGGAUCGGAGAAGGGGAAGGCCAAUCGAUCUGGUUUGCAACUGCACAUGGAGGGGACGUAAGUGCAACUGGAAGGUCAGGCUUUAAAACUGCUUACUGUACGGUCCCAGAAAAUGAACCGCUCAAACAGAUCUCUGGGAAGACCGAC